AAGAUAAAAGAAAUAAACAUGGCGUCCAGUGCCGCGACCCGGACAGCCGCUGGUGCUGCUAAAGUUGUCAAACCGAUUUUCAGCAGGGAUCUGGAUGAAGCCAAGCGCCGAGUUCGGGAACUAUAUCGUGCCUGGUACAGAGAGGUUCCAAACACAGUGACUACCUUUCAGCUGGACAUCACAGCUCGCCAGGGAACAGAUAAAGUGAGGGAGAUGUUUGACAGGAACAAGCACGUCAAUGACCCCCGUGUGAUUGACAUGCUUGUCAUUAAGGGUAAGAUGGAGCUGCAGGAGACCAUCAAUGUCUGGAAGCAGAAGACCCACAUUAUGCGCUAUUUCCAUGAGACGGAGGUACCACGCCCUGCAGACUUUCUGUCCAGAUUUUAUGUUGGACAUGACAAUUGAACUGCUCCCUGUACUUUCCACCCUGUUUUGUCCAGUGUAACAGAGGCUUCCCCUUAUUUAACUGUAAAUAUACACAUGAUACCCAAUCUUGUCAAGUCCUCAUUGUACAAAUGUUUUCAUUUUGUGAAGUCAUGGGACUGUUACUUCCCACUUGAAGUUGGAAGGCUCUCCUUGUGCACUGCAUAGCGAUUCCUCUGCGUUGCCACAGUAGAGAUGCUUUAAUGUGAUACAGAAGUGUUUGUGCAAACUAGCCCUUAUGAUCACCAAGUUCAGAAGAUGGAUGCUGAGACCAAGGAAUAUCAGUAUGGUUGUCAUGGACCCUGUGUUUACCCUGUACCCACUCCAAUUCAAUAAGCCAGUUAUUAGUUGAUAAGCCUCUGAAUAGUUUGAAUUGUCAUGAAUGACAUGCCACUGACGGACAUUACAUUUAGGUCGACUUUAUUAGAGCAGUUCAUCAAAAACAAAUGCAACAGGUUGGAAUAAAAAGCACCAAGGGUUCUUGAUAACCUAUAUCAGAAACCAGAUAAAUAGGGACACCUAUGCAGGCCUGUCACCUGAUUUAAGGCCUUCCCAAAUAAAUCAAUAUCCCCAGAA
Molecule: messenger RNA, 999 nt
Organism: Salvelinus namaycush (lake trout)
Lineage: Eukaryota; Metazoa; Chordata; Actinopteri; Salmoniformes; Salmonidae
Gene: ndufa6
Product: NADH:ubiquinone oxidoreductase subunit A6
Exons: 3
Coding region: 19-405 (128 amino acids)
Biological process (GO): response to oxidative stress
Source: RefSeq, a predicted model, not a curated record